Molecule: messenger RNA, 822 nt
Organism: Tuber melanosporum (Perigord truffle)
Lineage: Eukaryota; Fungi; Ascomycota; Pezizomycetes; Pezizales; Tuberaceae
Exons: 2
Coding region: 1-822 (273 amino acids)
Molecular function (GO): hydrolase activity
Source: RefSeq, a predicted model, not a curated record
AUGACCAACACCGGGGAGGCACGUGGGUUCGAGAGGACUUUGGGAUGGAUCAAGGAAGUUGAUGCAGAGCUCAAGAUAAUUAUAGCUGGAAACCACGACCUCUCACUGGACAAAGACUGGUACUACCGCUAUGGUCGACACUACCACAUAAACCCCGAGGACCCGAGCCAACUCUUCACCUCCCUGCCGUCAAACAUCCACUACUUGGAGGAAGAAUCCCGCACCUUCACCCUCUCCUCCGGUGCAACCUUCAAAGUCUACGGUUCACCCUGGACCCCCGAAUUCGGUUUCUGGGCCUUCAAUUACCCGCACGACAUUGACCGCUGGAAUCCGGACCCCACUAGACGGCGGAACAAAACUGCCGUAGAUAGAGAUCCCAUCCCCGAGGACACGGACAUCCUAAUCACACAUGGCCCCCCACAGGGCUUUCACGACGAGGUAUAUCCCGGGCGCCAAAAUGUCGGUUGUCUGCAUUUGAGGAGGGCGGUCGAGAGGAUACGACCGAGGUUGCAUGUCUUUGGGCAUAUACAUGAAGGACGUGGUGUCACGAGGGUCACAUGGAAGGAGGGUGGCGGCGAGGAGAAGAGGAUGACAGUGCCUGUGCUUGGUGCUAGCGAUAUGGCGGCGCUGGCGAAGAGUUCUGGUGCAUGUCCGGCUUUAGAGGUGGAUGUUUCGAAAUCUGGAGAGGUGCUAGCGGAGAAUGAGACAUUGGUUGUUAAUGCUAGUGUCAUGGCGGUGACAAUGAUGGUGACACACGCGGGGGUUUUGGUCGAUAUGGAGUUUCCGGUUGUGCAGUGUGGGGAAGGUCCGCUCAGUGCUUAG